This is a messenger RNA of Sclerotinia trifoliorum, 1215 nucleotides long. Lineage: Eukaryota; Fungi; Ascomycota; Leotiomycetes; Helotiales; Sclerotiniaceae. The record is from the annotation of a GenBank genome assembly.
UUCCAAGCUCUAAACAUAACAUAUACACAACUUCAGCUGCGUCCAAAAUAGCCAGAAUACUUCUCUUCCAACCAAAUUCCCACACUCUUUUUACUAUUGAUUCAAUACCGUAAUUAACCCUGAACUCAUAAAAUAUAACACCAUUUUUUUACUGCACUGCCACUAACAGAUACGAGGGAUUCCUGUAGAUCUCAUUAAUACGAAAAGGGGCAGCCGCGCGCCUCAUUCUUCUUCUCUACAAUAGAUAUCUCAAUCAAUUGGAACCAACUACUUCACCACUUUCACUACUGUCACUAUUAACUAAUUUCACCACUUUCACCGCUUUCAUUACCGUAGCCACCUUUACUACACUAAUAAUUUACUUGUCGCUCCCACAAAAAGAAACAAAAAAUGGCUUUCACCAAUGGAGUUACAAAAGGUCUCUUUGGACCUGAGCUCGUCUCCCCUGAAGUUGCCAAAUCCCUUCCCGAAUCAUAUACUCUUCGCGCAUUACAAAAGUCCGAUUAUGCCCUCGGCUUCUUAGAUGUUCUACGGGUCUUGACUGUCGUUGGGGAUAUCACCGAAGAGCAAUGGAAUGAGCGGUAUGAUUGGUACAGCAAUCAAGGAAAGGGUGGUUAUUAUCUGUUGGUUAUUGAAGAUCAGGGGAAGAUUGUCGCUACUGGUGCUCUGAUUGUAGAAAGAAAGUUGUAAGUACAUCUAGACGUACUAAGGUUCUACUCAUGGAGCGAUGAAUACUGACGUAUUAAUAGCAUUCACAACCUCGGUCUUGUGGGUCACAUCGAAGACAUCGCUGUUGCGAAAGAUCAACAAGGAAAGAAGCUUGGAUUGAAGAUGAUUCAAGCUCUUGACUUUAUCGCGGAGAAGACUGGUUGUUAUAAAAGCAUACUGGACUGUAGUGAAGCCAACGAGGGAUUUUAUGUUAAAUGUGGUUUCCGGAGAGCUGGAUUGGAAAUGGCGCAUUACUACGAGCAUUGAUGACAAGCAUUGAGAACAAGCAUUGAGAUUAUAGGAUUGGAUAUACAGGUAUAUUUCGCACUGGUAAGGUUGGGAUUGGGAUUAAACAUAGAACGUCAUAGAUGGAAGGUUAAAAGGGCACCACAUGCAGGUUUGAUUUUGGUUAAGAGUAGGCCAAAUACUUCCUGAAAAUUCAAAACAAUGCAUGUUAGAUUACUGGAAUUUCGCUCAUCAUCUGUCUGUUCAAAUUUCAUUAUAUCU